This is a messenger RNA of Lotus japonicus, 1788 nucleotides long. RefSeq names its product replication factor A protein 1-like. Gene Ontology annotation, cellular component: nucleus. The record is from RefSeq and is a predicted model, not a curated record. Lineage: Eukaryota; Viridiplantae; Streptophyta; Magnoliopsida; Fabales; Fabaceae. The coding region runs from base 1 to 1788 and encodes 595 amino acids. The transcript has 10 exons. Gene Ontology annotation, molecular function: DNA binding. Gene Ontology annotation, biological process: DNA repair; DNA replication; DNA recombination.
AUGGCUUUGGCUAGAAAGGUCGAUACAAUCUCAGCCCUUAAUCCUUCGAAAGAAACAUGGAACAUUGUUUCCAAAGUUGAGCGUCUAUGGGUUAGCUCGAGUCUGUAUGGUUCGAAGUUACCAUUUUCCAUGGAUAUGGUUCUGCUUGAUUCCAAUGGCGACAAGAUUCACGCCACCGUCAGCAAGACUUUGAUUUAUCGUUUCCAACCUCUGUUAACAGAGGAUAGGGUUUAUCGAAUCUCUUUUUUUGGGGUUGGAAAGUGUGGUCGUGAUUUUAGGACAACCCGUCAUCCCUACAAGAUCAAUUUCCAGAUUCAUACAUCUGUUCGUGUACUUACCAAUACUCAGAUUAAUCCAACUCCAUAUUCUUUCAUGCCCAUUUCGGAAAUCAUAUUCAAUGACCCCGACACUUCUUUCCUGAUAGAUGUUAUUGGAAUAUUAACUGGGGCAAGUGCUGAGCAGGAGUUUGAGAAAGAUGGUGUUAGGCAGAAGAAGAUCACCCUUGAGCUUGAACAGGAUGGUGUUAGAAUGGAAUGUGCUUUUUUUGGCAAAUAUGUUGCUGAGAUUUUGGGUCAUCUCUCAUCUGGAAAUAUGACUAAUGCUGUGGUGGUUGUGCAUUAUGCUAAAAUUAAGCCUUUCAAGGGUAAGGGGAGUAUUCAGAAUGUUUAUGGUGCUACAAAGAUUUUGUUUAAUCCGCAGCUCGAUGAGGCCAACAAAACUCGGGAAAGUUUUUUCGAGAGGAAUGAUCCUGCGUCUCAAGUUCUGAGUCAGCUUCAGGAUUCUGGUCGGAUAUCUGUUGAAGAGGAUUUAUUGAGGCAAACUGAUGGUAAAACCAUACAGCAAAUUAAGGAUCUUGCUCAGAAAUCGUACUGUGUUGUCCUUGGUACUGUGAAGUACAUUUCUGAUGGCAUGGACUGGUAUUAUCCAGCUUGCAAGUGUAGUAAGAAAGUGUUUCCUGCUGAUGGAAUGUAUUUUUGUGAAGCUUGCAAUCGACAUGUUGUUUCUCCAUUGUACAAGUUUCGUAUUCAACUUCGAGUCAUGGAUUCCAAUGAUAGUGCUACUUUUGUGGUGUUUGAUCAAGAGGCUUCUGCUUUGCUGAAUAAGAGUUGUGCUGAAUUAGUUGAUGCUUCUAACAAAGCUGGACUUGAUGCUUCUAAUGUUCCGGCUGAAAUUUUGGAACUGAUUGACAGGACUUUUCUAUUCAAAAUUGAAGUGUCAAAUAGCUCAAACUCCAUAUAUGAGCCUUCCUAUCGUGUUAAGAAGAUUUGUUCCGAUACUGAUAUUAUUUCUCAGUUUGUCACUAACUUCCCCCCAUCGGAGGAUCUGAACGCUGAUUUCGCUGUUGCUGUUGAAGUACCCUCAACUGAGCCGCCAUCCGGAAAAGUUGUUGAUUUGGGUUCUGAUUCUCAGAACCUCACACCUUAUGCUGGGUCUUCUUCUGAGAGCGGGCAAAAGAUGAAGACUUUGAGUGAUGUUGCUGUUAAUGUUGUUGGUUCUCCUGCAUCUGGCGGGUCAGUUGAAUCUUCUACCUCUGGCAAGAUGAAACUGAAGGUGAAAUUGGAGAACAUGAAAGAAGAUAGGAAUGAGAAACUUAAGACUCUUCAUGCUGAGGUUGUUGCUGCGGUUGUUGGUCCAAGUCUUUCUACUGAUAAUGGAAUUGAUGUUGCUGAUUCUUCUGCUGAAGCAUCUCCUCCUACCAAGCGCCCUUCCCCUCCUGAUGUUGAUGUGAAGUGUCGUUCUGCCGGAAACAAGAAGAUUUUGAAAGCUGUUAAGAAGGAAAAGAUUUAA